UUCAUCAACUUGCUUAGUGACAACCAUAAAAUUCUCUCUCUCUCUCUCUCUCUCCCUGUCUCUCUCCCCCUCUCAGAUGGACUUAGUGAAUGAAAUUCUCCAAGAAUUGAAGAAGGAAGGACUCACCUUAAUUAGGAACAGGACCCCAAUGGUAUCAGCUACAACCUCCAUGUUGUUGGCCUUAAGCUUAUUAUCAGGUGCAGUUUUGGGGUACUUGUUCUUCUAUGCACCCUAUUGGGGUGUUAGGAGGUUACCUGGCCCUAUCCCUUUUCCUUUGCUAGGAAACCUGCCCUUGCUUGCCAAGUAUGGCCCAGACUUGUUCUCUGUCCUUGCCAACCAAUAUGGUCCUAUUUUCAGGUUUCAUAUGGGUAGACAGCCACUGGUAAUAGUAGCAGAUGCAGAGCUUUGCAAAGAAGUUGGAAUUAAGAAAUUUAAAGACAUUCCCAAUAGAAGCAUUCCCUCUCCCAUCUCUGCCUCCCCUCUUCAUCAGAAGGGUCUCUUCUUUACCAGGGAUCAAAUAUGGUCUACAAUGAGAAACACAAUAGUAUCAGUCUACCAGCCAUCCCACCUAGCCAAAUUGGUGCCAACUAUGCAAGCAUUCAUUGAGUCUGCAACUCCAAAUAUUCCUUCUAACGAAGAAGAGGACAUCAUUUUCUCUGACUUCUCCCUCAAACUAGCCACCGAUGUGAUUGGGCAAGCUGCCUUUGGUGUUGAUUUUGGCCUCUCUUCUAAGCCACAAUCAGGAGGAGACUCCAUGAACGAUUCAAGGCAUCAAGGCAAAAACAAUAGUGAAGCCCAUGACUUCAUGAAGAAACACAUCUACUCCACAACAAUGCUCAAGAUGGACCUUUCAGGCUCAUUCUCAAUUAUAUUAGGCCUGCUUGUCCCCAUACUCCAAGAGCCAUUUCGCCAAAUUCUUAAAAGAAUACCAGGCACUAUGGAUUGGAAAGUAGACCGAACUAAUCGAGAUUUGAGUAACCGCCUUGAUAAGAUUGUUGUGAAGAAGAUGAAAGAAAAGGAUCAAGGCUCAAAGGACUUUUUGUCACUCAUAUUGAGAGCAAGGGAGUCAGAGGCGGUGAUGAAGAGUGUUUUCACCCCAGACUACAUCAGCGCAGUUACUUAUGAGCAUCUACUUGCUGGAUCAGCCACAACUUCGUUUACAUUGUCUUCCACUGUCUAUCUAGUUGCUGGGCAUCCGGAAGUUGAGAAGAAGUUGCUUGAAGAGAUUGAUGGGUUUGGCCCGCAUGAUCAAAUGCCGACUGCUGAUGAUCUCCAAUUCAAAUUUCCCUAUCUUGAUCAGGUGGUCAAAGAGGCAAUGAGGUUUUAUACUGUAUCUCCAUUAGUUGCAAGAGAAACAUCAAAACAAGUGGAGAUAGGAGGUUACACUCUGCCAAAGGGGACAUGGGUCUGGUUGGCACUUGGAGUUCUAGCUAAGGACCCGAAAAACUUCCCAGAGCCAGACAAAUUCAAGCCAGAGAGGUUUGAUCCAAAUUGUGAAGAAGAAAAACAAAGGCACCCUUAUGCAAACAUACCUUUUGGAAUUGGACCUCGAGCAUGCAUUGGCCAAAAGUUCUCCAUACAAGAAAUAAAACUGUCACUGAUUCAUCUAUACCGUAGAUAUGUAUUUCGCCAUUCCCCCAACAUGGAAAAGCCUCUGGAACUCGAGUUUAGCAUAGUUCUUAACUUCAAGCAUGGUGUCAAGCUUAGAGCCAUCAAACGUGCAUAAAUGUGGUUGAGCAUGACGCUGUGAACUUCUUAGCACGUUUGUAGAAGCUUAUAACAUAAGAAGUUUGAAGUUUUUCUGGGUUUUGAUGAUCUCUGCCUAUCAUCCCAAUUUGGUCAUGUUUUUUAAUACUGCAAACUAUAUUGUAAUGUUAAUAGAGAUUCUGGAAAUAUUAUAGAUUGAGCAAGUUAACUAGACAUUCUCAUGAUGACCAUGGGAAUGAAAUGCUAAUAAAUAAAAAAAAAGCAUUAAUUAA
Messenger RNA from Camellia sinensis, 1979 nucleotides. RefSeq names its product cytochrome P450 711A1. NCBI's taxonomy places the organism in Eukaryota, Viridiplantae, Streptophyta, Magnoliopsida, Ericales, Theaceae. The record is from RefSeq and is a predicted model, not a curated record. Gene Ontology annotation, molecular function: oxidoreductase activity, acting on paired donors, with incorporation or reduction of molecular oxygen; iron ion binding; heme binding.